CGUUGUUAUUGGGGAGAGAAAAAGACCGGCCUUUUGGCAAGCAAGAAACGCGAAGCUCGUCUUCCUGAAUAAGCUCAGAGAAAUGGCAGCCAUUUUAGCUCGCAAGUCUAUGUCCGCUAUUCGCUAUCGCCAUCUCGCUGCAGUGGGACAAACCUUGCAGGUUCCUAAUAUCCAUGGGACAAUUUUUGGUGCACGUUCCUUUGCAACCAAACAUUCAUUUUCCACUAAGAAAGAUGAUGAAGAAAGAGAGAAGCUUGCAAGAGAGAUCUCAAAAGACUGGAGUUCUGUUUUUGAGCGAAGCAUUAAUAUAUUAUUUCUAACUGAACUGGUUCGAGGGCUGUCUCUGACACUCAAAUACUUCUUCGAACCAAAAGUGACUAUCAAUUAUCCAUUUGAAAAGGGUCCUUUAAGUCCUCGGCUUUUCUAG
Molecule: messenger RNA, 427 nt
Organism: Lactuca virosa
Lineage: Eukaryota; Viridiplantae; Streptophyta; Magnoliopsida; Asterales; Asteraceae
Source: the annotation of a GenBank genome assembly